AAAGAGAGAAAAGAAAACAGAGAAAUCCCAGGAGCCGUUCGGUUUGGGCGGCGUUGCGUUGUCUUCCCCAUCAGAAAACCCUAAUCUUCCCCUCCUCCUCCUCCCCCUCUCGCCGCCAUGACGCCCCCCUUCCGCCCGUCCCCGACCUCCGCCGUGCCCCCGCACCGCGGCUGCGUGGGUGACCACUGCGCCUCGGGCCGCGACGCCUGGCCGCUCCACCAGGUCCGCCACGACGGCGUCUUCUGCCGCCUCUGCUCCUCCUGCGUCCUCCUCUACCACCCCUCCGCCUUCUGCUCCGCCUGCCUCCACCUCCUCUCCCCCACAAACCCAAACCCCGCCGCCCGCCCCGACCCGGCCUUCGCCCCGCCGGGCCCCACCGCGCCCUGCUCCGGCUGCGGCCUCGCCGUCGCCCACCUCUCCUGCGUCCCGGACCCGGCCUCCUUCCUCUGCGCCCCCUGCGCCGCCGCCGAGGAAGGCCGCCCCUUCUCCUACGCGCCCGCGGGGCGCCGCGUCCUCGACGAGCGCGCCGCGCGCGUGCUCCUAAUCGCCGCCCGCCUCGCGCACGAGUCCGUCGCCCGCGCCGCCGCCGCCGCCCGCGCCGAGGCCGACCGCUGCGUCGCGGAGGCCGCCGCCGCCAGGAAGCGCUCCCGGGAGAUGCUCGACGCCGCCUUCCGCGCGCUCGAGGAGGAGGCCAAGCAAGCCAAGAUCGCCAAGCUAGCCAAGCCUGCCCCCGCACCCCCGGCUCCGCCCCCGCCCCCGCCCAAGAAGAAGACUCCCAAGAGCAGCGAGGCCAACAGGGACAGGGACAAGAUGCUCAAGUUCAACGCCAUGCAGCAGCCCGCGCUGGCCUUCGCCGCCGUCGCGGCCGCCGCCGCUAGCUCCAUGCCUUCGAGGGAGGACAAAAAACAGACGAAACAUGAUACACAAGGUUCCGUGGAUGCUCCAGCGGAUGGUGAACCGAAGGUGCUCUUUGGGACAUUGCAAUCGUAAGAUUGGGGGUGGUAUCACAAUCAUCUUUGUUGUAGCUAAGCGUUCCGUCGUUCCGACAAGGAACCGUGAGUUCUGGCCUUCUGGGGUAGUUUAUGCCUGCUUGAAUAUAAGAAUCCCCAUAUUGGAGAGUCUUUGCCGUAAAUUCUAGCCUUGACAUGUUAUAUGAUCCUGUUAUCUAUGUAAUGUAGCUGCUUCGCUUCAUGUCUCAUAUUCGUUAUUAUUGCUCUUUGAGAUGAUAAUUGUCCGGUGUUCAGACUUGUAGAUUGAGAAAACAUGGUGAUAAAACUUUUUUUUCCUGAUUCAGAAACCUUUGUGAGUCAAAUGUUAUUCUUC
Messenger RNA from Brachypodium distachyon (stiff brome), 1323 nucleotides. RefSeq lists its product as uncharacterized. The transcript has 2 exons. NCBI's taxonomy places the organism in Eukaryota, Viridiplantae, Streptophyta, Magnoliopsida, Poales, Poaceae. The coding region runs from base 118 to 990 and encodes 290 amino acids. The record is from RefSeq and is a predicted model, not a curated record.